Trichosurus vulpecula (common brushtail) is the source of this 729-nucleotide messenger RNA. It is a transcript of the gene HELT, whose product is annotated as helt bHLH transcription factor. Gene Ontology annotation, biological process: regulation of transcription by RNA polymerase II; anterior/posterior pattern specification; regulation of neurogenesis. Bases 1 to 729 code for a protein of 242 amino acids. The record is from RefSeq and is a predicted model, not a curated record. The transcript has 4 exons. Gene Ontology annotation, molecular function: RNA polymerase II cis-regulatory region sequence-specific DNA binding; protein dimerization activity; DNA-binding transcription factor activity, RNA polymerase II-specific. NCBI's taxonomy places the organism in Eukaryota, Metazoa, Chordata, Mammalia, Diprotodontia, Phalangeridae. Gene Ontology annotation, cellular component: nucleus.
AUGUCUGACAAGCUGAAGGAACGCAAAAGGACUCCAGUUUCCCAUAAAGUUAUCGAAAAGCGGAGGAGGGACCGGAUCAACCGAUGCUUAAAUGAAUUGGGCAAGACGGUGCCCAUGGCCCUAGCGAAGCAGAGUUCGGGGAAGCUCGAGAAAGCGGAGAUUUUGGAGAUGACCGUACAAUACUUGAGAGCCUUGCACUCCGCUGACUUUCCCCGGGGAAGAGAGAAAGCAGAACUUUUAGCGGAAUUCGCCAACUACUUUCAUUAUGGUUACCACGAGUGCAUGAAGAACUUGGUGCAUUAUCUGACAACGGUGGAGAGAAUGGAGACCAAGGACACGAAGUAUGCGCGAAUCCUGGCUUUCUUGCAGUCCAAAGCGCGGCUGGUCACCGAGCCGGUGUUCCCCUCGCUAGGUUCCCUCCCCGAGCCAGACUUUUCCUACCAGCUUCAUCCCGCUGGCCCUGAGUACCCUGGACACAGCCCGAGUGAAGCCGCCGUCUUCCACCAGGGGCCAGGUCAUGGCCCCUUCUCCUGGCCCCACGGCCCUGCCCGCAGCCCCACCCUACCCUACCUGCCCAACACCCCGGUGGCCCUCUCCAACCCGACUCAACCACACAGUCCUUUCCUGGCCCCAGUGCAGGGGCUGGAUCGGCAUUAUCUCAAUUUGAUCGGUCACUCUCACCCUAACACCUUAAACCUGCACACGCCUCAGCACGCCCCAGUGCUAUAA